GUGGCAGGCGGGGGAGGGGGUUGCCCGAGCAACACCGAUAAACAAUUUAGCGGUCAGGUAGCGAUCCGCAGCCGGUAUACACAGGCGUUCGUGAAUCGUGCGCACCCCGCCUACCCGUAGGUAGGUAACCCGUUGUAUUGUUUCGUAAAUAUCGGCCGGGACGUCGGUGUUUUUUCGGUUUUUUGUCUUUAAUGCGUAGAUAUUUUCUGACUUUGGACAAUUUCUUCGAAAUUUGUCGUCGGCCAUCGUCGCCGCGGUAGGCACAAGCGGGUAGGUACGAUUUGUUUUCGUUCAAUACAAUAGCGUAACAUCAUUCACGUCCGACACGAAUGAAAUACAUCCGUUUCAACCGGUGAGCGAUUUUCGUUAUAUUUUAUUAAUUUAUUGCCUAUAAUUUUUGUUUUUUUUUCUAUUUCUGUGAAUUAGUCGCGUGUUACGUUUUGACUACAUACUAUUUCCGUAGGUCGACUUGAACCCGUACCGGCGGUACCCAUACGAGUAUUAUAAUAUUUUUUUAACGUUUAUUAUUGACUUUUAAGACGACUGCAUCACAAUACAAUAGCAUAUAAUACGCGUGUUGGUUAGGGCUGAAAUAAUUGCGUUUUGGGCGACGAGCACAUCGUUUUCCACGAGAAAGCGAUAAUUUAUAGUAUAUGUGUGUUUACGAAAAAAAAAAAAUAAUAAUAAAAAAAUACUACGUACGUGUGUAAUUUUAAUCUAACGCCUAAGCGACCAAAAAAUGCAAGUCUAUAGUUUCAAAUUAAUAAUCUGACAACAGAUUAUUUUACGCGCGUAAAAUGUAUAGCUAUUUUUUUUUUUUAUUAUUAUUUAUUUUUAUUUAUUUAUGACCGGCCAAAAUCCAGUAAGUAUACAAUAUUUUGUAUACAGUAUCGAAUUGAAUUUUCAAAAGGGUCUCGGAAAAUCAUAGCCCGUUUAUAAUUCAUUGCGUCUUCUCGCCCAAAAAAAAAACAUGCUCUUUCCGACCUCGACGAUUUUCCUUUUUUGAAAAUACUCGGGUACGACAUACACAUGUAUUAUUACUAUUAUGUCAAAUGGUCUAUGGUCUACACCAAUACGGGACCGUUUAAAAAAAUAUUAUUUUAAUUAGUGACGGUGAGUCUAUUAUGUGACAUUUUCUUUUCCCCGACAUUCGAUAAAAUCGUAAACCGCGAGUCGAUAUUGAAAUCGGCCGAUGAUAUAUCGGUUAAAAGCCCGAUUUUUGUUUAGCAUUUCAGAAACAUUUUAUUACCGGCGUUUAUCACCGAAACAAUCGGGUUGAAUAUCAUAGUUUUGAAAAAAAAAAGAAACAAUCCACUACACGGUAUAUCACUACACGAUAUUAUAUCCUCAUUGUAAGGUGUGGUAGACGACCAAUCGUGUAGUAGGAGAUAUAAAAUGUUCAGUUGAGAAAUAAAAUAUUAAUGUCCAAUUUAAUUUAUCUGUGUUAGCAAUAUACACGUAAAAACCAAGUUAAUGUUAAAAAAAAAAAAAGAAAGAUUCUGUGGGUACCACAAUACAAUUAGAUUAUUUAUAGAGAGUGCCCCACGAAGAUAAACUCUUUGAGAUAUCUCAAAAAGCUAUUGUUUUCUAAUUAAAAAAUAAAAAAACUUAAUUCAUUUUCAUGCAGGUAAGAGGUACCCUAGAAUAUUUUUUUUUUUGUUAGUUUAAAUUAAUAUAUACAUUGCGGAGCUCAUAAAGGCCCAGCCUCUUUCCUCCCUCUCCGUAAAAAACUGUACAAUAAAUUACAUUGGUACAAUUGAAUAAAAUAAAUCCUAACACAUAGGCGUAUCCAGGGGGGGAUAAGGGAGCUCAGUGACGCAUAAAGAAAUUAAUUGGAGGGGGGAUUAUAAAAAAAGCUUUUGGGUAUUAGUUAAUACAUAAAUUAAAUAAAUUCUCAAAUAAGCACGUGUGCCGUACCAACCAUAAAUAUUUAGGGGUCGUACCCCCAAAACCUUCUCCUAUUUAUGCCACUGAGGGGGCUAUAGCCCUCCCCAUUGACCAUGUAUACGUUAACCAACAGCCGUUAAUAUUUACUUAAUACAAGUUGAUUCACUAAACGUGUUCACCCCGUUUUUUUGGUUGAAUUUUGCAUGUAUCCAAACCCUAAUUUUUCGAAUUUGCAAAUGUAGUUAAAGUCGAUAUUUUCGAAUACUUAAGAUUUUUGAAAACAUUUAAAGAGUAUCCUGUGCUGCUACCAACUUUGGUUUUUCAAACGAGAAUCUAUAUUAAAAGUUUAAUAAAUAGAUUUUAAAUAAAUGUUGGUGUUAUAAUUUUUAAUUUUUGUUAAUCCAUUUACGAGAUAUUUCACUUUUAAAUUUAGGUGGGGGGAAAGUAGUGGAGUAUCGUUUUUGUGGUGACAAGGCACGCAGUGUUUUAUUAGUUAACACACUGUAUAUAAUAAUAUUACAUAACCAAUUUAAUGAAUAUUACAAAAUGUCUAAGUGCAGAGAACGAGUUAAUGGUGAUUUUUUUUCGUGGAGUUUAACCCCCUCCCCCAUACAAAAUUCCUGAUAACGCCACUAGCCUGGCAUAUUAUAAUUAUAUUAUGAUUAUUAUUAUUAUUUUUUUUUUUAUGAAGGCAAUGAGUCCCGCGGAGAAAAAAACAACGGAAACCGUUCGAAACGAAAACACCGAUAACUUACCGUUCGAUAUUUAUGACGAGCAGUACGCGAACGGAAGUCGAGAAUUCCCCUGCGGCGGCGGCGUUAAAAACGGUGUCGGUCGUUCGGUUUUGAAUAAUGUGACGUCCAAUUCGCCGGACACGAUACUAAACCGCGAAUACGACGAGGACGACGAAGAAGAUUUCAUAAGCGAGUAUAAUUUUAUGAUAAUAUAAUUAUUGUAGUUAAAAACCAUUCGGUAACAUAUGGGCGUAUAAACAUUAAACGGAAAAAAACCGACAUAAUCCAAUUGUUUAAACACAAAUCGAUAUCCGAUUUUUUUUUUUGUAAUUUAUGACCCACCCAGUGCGCGUGUGUCGCUAUAAAUAAUUCAGUAUAUUUUUAAUGUUACCUGUUACGCGUGUGUGUAUAGAUAUAAUAAUCGUAUUGCACAGUACGAUAAAGGUAUAGGUUAAUUAAUUUUGUGUUUAAUCUAUAUAGAUAUAGCAACUUACCUGUAUAGAUGAUUCAUUUUUUAUUAGUUGAUAUUUUUUUAUUUAUGUAUAGAAAAAAUAAUAAUAAUGUAAUAAUUAUUGUUAAAUAUCAGCCUUAUCCCCUUUCCUUUGAAAAAAUCAUUGGACCACCGUUGAUUCGUAUACCUCACUCUUGUCAAAUCAAACCUAAACUACCUACUUUUAUCCACUAUUUUAUUAUUUUAUUACCUGCAAGAAUGAUUCGCUUUUCGUCGAAAACUCGAAAAUAUUCGGUACUAUAAAUUAAUUAAUAUUUUAUUUUAUAUUAUAGAGAUUUAUUUCGCGUCAGGCACCGUAUUACAACCGUCCGGUGAACCGUAUAACUUGCGUUCUAAAAUCGAUCAGGCCAACCGCGAUUUACAAACCGACGACGCUGAACCGGCGAAAUUCUCCAACGUACCCGGCAAAGUGAAAUUCGACAAUACGGUUGUGGUUUUGGACAGUUUCGAAGACAUCGGUAUGGUUUUAAUGUGUAAUUUUUGAUUCUGAAAGUAUAGCGGGGAAUUAGUUUUACUAUAUUUAUUUACGAUUAUUAACUGUUUUAAUAACAUUGUUUUACUUUGUUAAUUUAUUAUACAAUACAGUAAAACUUCCAUAUAACGGUCACCGAAGAUUGAGGUGUCUUAUAAAGUCAUAACACUUGUGCCUAUUGUCUUUAGCAUAAGCCCAUCUGCGUUGAUAUGCGCUGUUAUAACAGGUAAGAGGAGUUAUCUCGGUGAAUGGAGUUUUUCCGACGUAUCUAUGACAGGAGAAAAUCUGGAAUAAGUUAAAAUAGGCUUGAGGAAUAGAGAUCAACACUAAAGAUAAAUAGAAAUAUAAUUUUGAGUAUGCGUUUGGAGGAUAAUAAGCAGUUAAAGGCGAAGUUUAGGGUUUUAAGUACCUAUAGGAUCUUUUGUACCUACAAUAGAAAGAUGAGCUUUUAUAAAUAUAUGAAACAUAGUAUCACUUGUAGCCAUAUAAAGUGGAGAGAAGUGUUAAGUGUUUUGUAUUAUUUGAGUUGGAGUAUCUAGUCAAUUGUAAACUUAGAACGAGGGAGGCCGACCCCAAAUAGUUGGGAUGGAAGCGAAGGAGUAGAAGAGAUUUUUUUUGUAAUCCGGUUAAAAAUAAUAUUAGAAACAUGAAAUGCUCACAGAAUAUUACGCUUUUCUGAACGUCGUCAUUAUUUUAAAUAUUCUAGAGACUUGAGUUAUUUAUACUUUAUAAUAGGCAUUUUACAAUUUCGUUUUUUUUUUCAAUUUUUAUUCAGUUUUAUGUUGAUCAAACUGUUUUGGCCAAGUAAAAAUUCUUGAAAAUUUAAUUCGAGAUUCAUAUAGAGUUUUACUUGGCGGCUAAAAAUAAGAAGUUUAGUAUAAUGAAUUAGUUUUUUUUAUAUACGCUUUUAUAAAGUUCACAUUAUAUUGAGACUCGUAAAAAUAACGUCAUUUUAAAUACAAUUUUUCGAUUUUUAUUUUCAUUUUAAUUUGUUUAAAGUUUUAUUUUGAUUUAAGUUGAGUUUGAGUUUCAUAAUUUAAUGUAAACUUAAUUAAAAUUUUUUUUUUAAUGUUAUCAAGCAUAUUAAGAUGAUACUACAACAGCAUAUACUGUCUUUGCUGGUUAGAUACACAUCUCUUAUACCCAAAAUUCAUCAUAAGUUUUACUUAAUGGUAAAAACAAAUUGAAUGUAAUUUAGUUAUUUUGUAUAUAUACUUUUUCAAGUUCUAAUUUUAAUAAAAAUCUUAAAAAUAACGGCAUUUCAAAAUUGUCUAACCAAUUUUCUCUCAGAAUCGUAUUCCAUUAGCAAUGAUUUAUUGUUUCGUAAUGAUAUAAAUUAAAUAACUCUACGUAUCUUGGGAAGGUAGGAACCUUUCAAGUAUGUUCACACCUAAUUUUUUUUCGUUUUAAAUGCCUUUUUUUUUUUAAAAAAAUAUUAUGUGUUGUUGAACAUGCGGUUGCGAGUAACUUUAAAUAAAUAUUCGGCUAUUGCAUAAGGAACUGUCGUUCAAUAUGACAGCAUUAUAUGUUUAACAGGUACGGUUCCUAUCGGUACGGAAACACUUCACGGCUGUGGUAGCGCUGCCGAUCUCGGACGAAAAGAUCGCGGAAACAAUGACGACGGCGGAGACGGAGACAUUUUAGCCGCGGUAGACUUGUCGCGAAACGACGAGGACGAUCAAAACGACGUGGUGUGUUCGACAGCAGAAAAGACGACGUCACAGGACGGCACCGCGGACUGCACGGUCACGGACGACAGGGUUUAUUCAGCGAGUACGUGUACCGCGUCGUCUUUCAGCAGAAGUUUUUCGUCGGAUUCUGCGGACGGCUGCAGCGGCGAUCGUCCAUUGUUCAUAAACGUAAUCGAAUCCGGAGACGAGUUCAAGGCGAUAAUGGACCGGAACAACAGGGCGCGUCAACAUCAUCAGGGUUCGGCGAUCGACGAACAGGUCACGUAUUUUCCGGAACUCUUCACCCACACACAAUACAAAAUGUACGAGAAUUCGGGUAAAACUGCGGUUGACGAUGCAUCCGGAGACGACGACGAUUUGAAUAUAUACGUACCCAAGAGACUGGACGCGGAAGAAUUGCGAAACAAACUGAAGGAAAUUUGUUGUAAACAACGUAAAAGAGUGGUGCAGCAGCGUCGACCGGCAAACGACAUCAAGAACAAUAAAGUGGACAAAUCGGUGACGAAAAAAUUCAAUAACAAUAAUUUUAUCGGCGGGUCGCUACAGAACGGCAAUAAUAACACGCGCGCAAAAAAAGACAAUCAAUCAUUGACGAAAAAAACGUCGUCAGCGGUAAAAAAAAUAGCUCAACCAUGCAACAACGAACCAGGCCCUCGGACGACCUAUUACUUUGAGCUCGAUCCCAAGGGCAAGCUAAAACCUUUAAACGAAAACAACGUCAUCGACGAGACUGGCAACAACGGCAAGUCGGCCAACAACAAAUUUUUCCGUAUAAAUCUAAAAGCCGCGAAAAACAACAGCAAAACGUCCGCCCGUAAUAUGACGGUAACGAACUGCAGUAAGACGCCGAACACGGAUUUAUUUUUAGAAUUUCAGACGGACAAAUGCGGUCGGAAAGGAGCCAAACUAAUAAUCAAAAAGAAACCGCCGCAGACUGCAGAAGAGUGCGGUGUAACGAACAGUAGGUCGAACAACAAUAACAAGAGAGUUGUGAAUGAUGUCGAACGUCCGCGGCUGCCGGGCUACAACGGGCUGAGAUCGGAAUACGGGUUGUCGGCUGAACAGCUGUUAGAGAGGCGCAGGAUAAAAACGGAACGGGAAACGCGGCGCAGAGAGUUUCGGCAAAAGAAACACGAGGAAGAACAAAAAAAACGCGCGGAAAACGAGAAGAAUUUCUACAAAUGGUUGCAACAAAAAAAACAAAUGAAAAAACUGCAGGUCAAGACCAGCGUUAGACACAGUUAUCCGAUCAACAGACUGACAGUGUCUUCCGCCAGGACUUCUGUGUAAGUCCGAUUACAAAUAUUUGCAGUGGCGUGCUCAGGAAUUUUCAAUAGUGGGCGGUAUAGGCUAUAUAAUAAAUAAUAAUCGUGAUUUAUGAAUAAAACAUUGAAUCUUUUUCUGCUAUACCUACAACCGAACGGUGAGAGUUUAAAAAACCGGAUCCAAAAUAACCAAUUUUUAUUCAAUAAACCAUGUUUUUGUAUUCAGUAGUGGGCGAAAUGCUCAAAUUUGACGCAGCUGCGUCAAUAUUUUAAGAAGUGGUAGGUUGUGGAGGCAUGGUGCUAGGUGGUCUUGGAUAGUUAGGAUGUUAUUUUGAUACAUAUUUGCCAUUUGGUAAAUAUUCUAAUAUUCUAAUAUUAAGGUUAUUAUUAUGUUAUCACAAUAGCAUCAAACAUGUAAGAUUUUACAAUAUUCAUAUAAACUAUAAUAUAAUAUACGAGAAGUGAAUCUGAUACAAUCGUAGAAAAAAAAACUGGAAUGGGAUUAGACUGCGUAGACUAAAAUAUAUCUUCGUAUACAUUUUUUCAUCCGUGUUACAAACUUGGUAACCAAUAAAUCAACAAAAAUAGUUCAAUGUGUUUUAAAAUACAAAAACUAAUAACUACUGCAGUAAUGUAAGAAAUCUAAUCUUUUUAGAUAAAAGGUAGCCUACAUUCUUCGUCAGAAUGAAAUCUAUCUAUAAUAGACAAAAUUUUAUCAAAAUCUGGUCUGUGGUGUUGCAAAUUUCACAUUUACCUAAUUUAAUAUAAAUAUGAAUUAUAUUUUUCUCAUGAGCCAUUUGGAAACUAUAUGCACAGGGGGGGGGAGGGGGUUGAUAGCAAGAUGGUGAUGGUGGUAACACUGAAAUAUGAAAUUGCAUCGGUAAAAAUUUAAGUUCAGUCCGCCAUUGUUUGUACUUGUAUUUCAACUAAAAUAUAUAAUUUCAAGAAAAAAUUAUUAAAUAAGCAAUCAUAGCUGUUGUAUUUUAAAGUCAACAAGGGAGAAUAGUGUCACUUCAAACCUCCUCUUCUCUGUAAACGCCAUUGGAUAUUUAUAAACAAAAGCAUUAAAUAGCUCAGUUGGCUUUACAAGGUUUUUUUUUUCAGAAAUCCUACAAACACCGGAAAUCAACUACGGAAAGGAUCAUUCGCUUUGGAAGAGUUGUUGAAAAUCAAGGACGACAAUAUCGCGGGAUGGUUUAAAUUUUAAAGUUUUAUAUCGAUAUAGGUAUAAUAAUAUAAUAUGCUAAUCAUCAUAUUUUAAAGGUGAUUUGUAAGGCAAUAAGUAAGUAGGUAUAGUAUAGUAUUUAGAUAAAGUUGUAUUCCCUGCAGUGCUUGAAUUGAAAGAAAAUCAGAAGAGGAAAAGAAAGUGUAAAAACACGCACAAGAUUUAAAUAUCUGUGUAUUUUUGUUAAUAAUGUGCACUAUGCAAAAUUAGAAUGUGUACUCUGAUAUAUAUAUUUGUGAAAAGAAAAGUUACCCCAUUCCGGCCUGUGCUCUGCCCUCUAAUUCGAGCAUAAGUUAUUUUUCGUUAUCAGGACUCGUUAGUUAAUGAAUAUUAAAAACCGGUGAUAAACACAAUAAAUAAAAUUUCUAUAAAUAUGAUACAAACAAAAUACUAAUGAUCAAUUUAUUUUUUUUAUUUUUCAAACAAAAGUCAAACUCAAUUUUCAAUAUUUCUCGUCCUAAUAUUUUGGAUUUCGAAUUAGUAUUAUUUGUGUUGUAUAUAAAUAAUAAUAAUAAUACAUUUUUUAUCAAUUUUUAACAAACUAAAUGUUCUAAUAUUUAACGUUCAAAUAAAUAUUUAAUAGGUAAUAAAAAUGUAGAUAAUACUAAACGAGUAAGUUGAAAAAUUAAUUUUUUAUUUCUAAGCCUAAAUUGCAACAUGUGAGUGAGAUUUGAUUAGCCUACUUGGUGAUUUAAUACGCACUACUUCAGACUUUGCAGAAUUUAUUAUACGUACUCAUGAACCCUGGUUAUUAUAAUAAUAUUGUAUUACAGAGUACCUAUAGUUUUGGACGAAUUUAUUAAAAACGUAAAGAAAUUUUCGAGGGUUAUAGGUUUAAGGCGGAUUGGACACCGAAAAUUUUCAUUAUUUUAUUAUUCCACAAUUUAUUAUAGUUAAACGCAUAUACUUUAAACGCUGCAGCAUAUCGAUUAAGACCAAUUUUUCCUUUAAUUUUCCCUUCUAGUCUGAAUCGUUCUAACGAAAAGCGAUACGAAUUCUGAAGAUUCGAAUUCAGCGAGAAAUCUAGGUACGGGUGACUUCUUCGAAUUUCAUUUAAAAAAUGUAACCGUUUAUAAAAAUGUAUAUAAAAAAAAAAUUAAAACUACAAUUAAACUGAAUAAAUAGCCUUUUUUAUACAUGUAAAAAUUAAAAACGCUGAACGAGCUGAAUUCAAAUCUGUUUUCAGAAUAAUUCCUAUCGCUUUUUUACCACUAUACAUGAAUUGAACCGAUUGAAAGAAUUUCGGUUUAAGUUACUCACAUGUUACGUACCUUUGUGUUAUAGACUAAGAAAUAAAAUAACGGUAUCCAAAAAUCCAAAACAUUUAGUUUCGAAUAUUAUAUUCAAAUAUACAUAUAUUUCGAUACACCUAGCCUACGAAAACUGUACCUAUAGUAACUUAAUUUUGUCAAUUGUUCUAGAGCGAACCAAAUUUCAAAAUUGAUUUAUUUUAAGAUUUUGUAGUUGUUAUUUUUGAUAAAUACCAUACACCUAUAGCUUAUAUUAUAUACGGUACCUACACUAAAAUACGUCCAAUUUGUAUGCAGACUUUUUACUUUUUCGGGGGAAUCCAAAAGUUGUAUCGGUUAUGGAAAAAAACUAUUAGGUAGUUUAUCCAAACUAUCGAAAACUAUAAGGUUCACUAGAUCUAUCCCAUCACUAUAACAACCUUCGUCAAAUAUAUAUUUUACCUGUUACGUUUUCUUAACCGUUUUAUCAAUUCAAAUGGCCCAAUCAUUUUAUAGUUCAUUAUCAGAAUGUGCGCUGAAAACAGCCAGUAUCAUAACUCAAAAUAAACUUAAAUUAAUUUACUACCAUUUACGUUAAGUACCUAUGACGAAUUAUUGCUUACUUGAAAACGUUUAUGACUACAAUCAUCAUAGCCCACGAACAUUAAAAGAAAUUCUUCCAAACUGUAAAUUGUUUUUACAUAAUAUAUUUGAACCAUAUUGACAAUAAUAUGCAGUAUACCUAUAUUUUCUAAUGUUUUUAUAAUAUAAUUAUUUAAUUAAUCCGCUACCUAUAUAAGAGGUAAUAAUAUUUUGUCCCACUUUUUAUCGAACGAUGAAAAACGAUUAAGAACAAGUUUUAAUAUUUAUUAUUAUAUAAGCUGCCAUUAGGAAUAUUCAAAUCUCAAGUUGUAUAAAUUGUUUGAUUUUUUUCUUUUACAUAUUUUAUACCUAGUUAUUUUCAAUACGAUUUUUUAAAUUUUAUAUUAUAUAAUAUAUAUUACCGUAUUUAAUACGUACGCG
Messenger RNA from Cinara cedri, 10037 nucleotides. The record is from the annotation of a GenBank genome assembly. NCBI's taxonomy places the organism in Eukaryota, Metazoa, Arthropoda, Insecta, Hemiptera, Aphididae.